Molecule: messenger RNA, 946 nt
Organism: Bicyclus anynana (squinting bush brown)
Lineage: Eukaryota; Metazoa; Arthropoda; Insecta; Lepidoptera; Nymphalidae
Product: protein transport protein Sec61 subunit gamma
Exons: 3
Coding region: 169-375 (68 amino acids)
Biological process (GO): post-translational protein targeting to membrane, translocation; protein targeting
Cellular component (GO): membrane; Ssh1 translocon complex
Molecular function (GO): transmembrane protein transporter activity
Source: RefSeq, a predicted model, not a curated record
ACGUCGAAACGUGGCUGACGUCUACGGCUUUGACUUGUCAAUUUGUGUUCCAACUUCCACGAUCGUUUACUGACUCUCACUUGUAAAAAUUGUAAAAAUUAAUUCGCAAGAAACUACUUGAUCUACAUAUUUUAGUGCUAAUUUAAGGGAACAAAUAAGUUAUUAAAAAUGGAUCAAAUCGCAAAAUUUGUAGAGCCAGGCAAACAAUUCGCAAAAGAUUCCAUCAGAUUAGUAAGAAGAUGUACAAAACCCGAUAGAAAAGAAUUCCAGAAAAUUGCCAUAGCUACAGCAAUAGGCUUCUGCAUCAUGGGCUUCAUUGGAUUCUUUGUGAAGCUCAUCCAUAUUCCCAUCAACAACAUCAUUGUGGGCUCGUAGAUUAGGCUAGUUUAGUGCAUAGGAACUUUUGCCACAGCUUAGCAACCAUACAGUAUUUACCCAUUCCUAUAAAUUAAUUCAUUCAUGGUUCAUUUGACAAAUAUUCCAUUUAUAGUGUUUUUGUUGUAUCCAUUUGUAGCAUAAACUUUGUGCUUAAAGUUAGUUUAAAAGAGUAACUAAACAUGUUUAAUUUUUAUGUAUCAGAUGUUGCAGUAAGCAGCCUGGCAUGCCUCUAUAAUAAUGUCGUCAUGUACAUAUUUUAAAACACAGUUGCUAUAAUAUUGCUUAUGUUGUGCAUAAAUGCAGCUCCAAUUUAUGUGUUAAGGAUGUAAUGUAUUUAGAUUGAAUUAUUACAAAUUAUGAUUGAUUGCUCAGCAAGGCCAAAGUCAACUGUGUAGAGUUUCUGUCUAAACCAGUUAUUGAACAUGAUACUUUUCAAACUGUAUGAUAACUAAGCUGUGGUCUGUGUAUGUUAAGCUCUCAGGUGUUGACUGGUGUUAAGUUAAUUCUCAUACUAUCAGAUUAUUAUCAUUACAUACAUUUUAUUAGAAUAAAUUAUUUCAUUUUCUAA